GUGGAGCAAGCUAUAGUGACUUUCCCCAGCAAACCUGACCACCCUGGCCUCUUAGCUGUGUUUUCACUCCCAGAACGCUCAGCCUCACAGUCUCCUGCCCUUUUCCCAUAGCUGACUGCUGCAUAUUGCAGGCAGUAAUGAGUCUGGUUGUAGGUGAGCAAAGUACUUCCAGGAAGGCCCUGGGGGCUGUUAGGUCACUGUAGUGACCCCUAUUUGUGUACCCUUUGUGCUUCCUGAGGACUUCUGUCUUCAGGGAUGGGUCCAGUGAGUCUGAGACGCCACCUCACAGGAGCAGUGUAAUGGGAGCAGGAAGCCCAGGCACCCGAGCUCCCAAUAAUAAGGACAGCCUAGACCUUUGGGAGUAACUACCUAGGCCAAAUAAAAUCUGGGCCUCUAGCCUUUUGGGAGUCAUGGACUGUUCUGAUAAUCUGACAACUCUUUUUCAGAGAAAGAUUUGUGAAUACAAAUAGUGGUACUUUGUAUAUAUUUGGUGAACAUAUUUAGGGGCUUUUCUGAUCCCUGGAAUUCCAUCCGUAGAUCAACUGAGGUGCCCUGGACAGGAUGGACUUCUAGGGCAGUGGUGCAGCCAUGGGUUUGCCUUGCCAGGCCAGCGUGAUGAGGGAGCCACGACAGGGACCCAGCUGCCCCUGGGGGUGGGGUCAGUGAGGAGGUACCUUAGCUUCUCAAUCCAUCCCAUUUCACUCAGCCCCUCCCGUUUUCCCCCUGCCAACCUGCUCCUAGGUCUUUUGGGGUGUUAAUUUGUGAUUUUUGAGUUGAAUUACAAUAUAAGUAAAAUGUACUUUGGUGUUUAAGGAAAAACAAUGCUGAGGUAAGACUUGCUACUUGAGGAUGCCAUAAAAAUGUCAAGAAUUUAACUGCAGUUUAUCUGGAUUCUUCCCUACCUUCCUCCCUUUUCUGUCCCUUUCUCUCCCCCACUCCGCACCCCCCACCUUUGUUCAUCACACAUUGAGUUGAGCUAACAGAGGAAAUGGGUCCCAUCUUUUCCUCUUUGUGUCAAACAUCUUUACCCUGGAGAAACAGACCUUCAAGUCUCUUUUCUUCAAGUAGAAUUUUAGUCUUACUUUACCAGUCUUAUCAUUUGAGCCUUAUUCUUUUAUCCAAAAAAUGUUUAAAUUCAUACUGUGUGCUAAGAAUUAUAGGCAUGGAAGUAGGAGAAGUGAGUUGGAAAUCAGACAUACUUCUGACAGUCUGGCGCAGUAGGGGUGGUCUGGUGUGACAAGGUCAGUGAUGAAGUAGAAGGGAACGCAGGUGCUCAGGAGGGGAUAGAAGAGGGACACCUGAGUCACAGCUCUGUGUAAGCUGGGAGUGAGCAAGGCUGAUGAGAGCAGCCAUGUUGGCCACCUUUCUCUUUCCUCCUCUCUUGUACCAGAACCUAAGGGAGAGCACUGUGCUCAUCCCAGGAGCGUGGGGGAUUGUCUACUAUCCUGUAGAGGCUGGAACUCUGCACCACCUCUCCCUAUCCAGCUCCCAAAUCAGCUUGUCUACCUCCUCUUCCUUGGAGUCCUAGAUAUACCUUUAUUGCAUACCAUAUGGUAAUUCUUAACCCAAGGCAGGAAGUUUUUCGUUUGCCUUGGAUGCGGGGAAAAUGUGUAUUGACUGGAUGAAUUUCUUUAUGUGACUUAUUCAGGCUUCUAGACAGAGAUAAACCAACCUACUUACCCCUGUACCUUUAGAGAUAUUCUUCCUUGGCAACAUCCUGCCAUAGCGUGGGCAGGGAACCUGGACUGGGUGGGUCACACUGUGCUGUGGAGCUGGGCCAGAGGUAAGGAGCAAGGGGCUAGAGCUCAGUGCAUGGGUAGCAAAGCCUGCUUUUCCUUUCUGGCCUCUGUCUGGGUGUGUCUCCAGGAAUUUACUUCUCCCCUCAUGCCAGCUGCUGGCUAGAGCUCUCCUCCUUGCUGCCUCUGUGAUCUCUGUGGGCUGGCCCAGCCUGCUGGGGACUGUGCUGCCAGGCUUUGUUUCUACCCUUUUGGGCCCUGCUUCUGGCCCUGGUGGACAUUGAAGCCAUGCUGAGGGACAUGCUGACACCCAAUAGGGACUGCUCUUCAGACUGGGCGUUCCAGGAAACCCUGGAGGUGACCCCCAAGGGACCUGGGAAGGCCAGGGCAGUCACAAGAUAUGCAUCUGCAAGUCCUUUGCCACAGCAGAGCUCAGGGCCUUGCAUGUAACCACAAUUCCCACCGCACCCACAUCAAAGGUCACUUUCAUAAUCAGUCAUAGCCAAAGGCCACACAUUAAGGGCUGAGCAAGGGAGAAAAGCUGUUUUUAGCGGGAAGCUCUCAAAGGAGAUGGGAAUAUGAGGAGGAGAUGGGGGCUGGCAUCUAGGGAGUGCUGGAGGGGCCACCUGGAGAGCCCGCAUGUGACCUGCCCUGACAGGAGGAAAACAGCCACAGCUCCAGGUCUCCGUCAGCCUUUCCAAGGCCUCUGUCUACCCAGCACUGUUCCCUGCGUCUCAUGGAAAUGCACAUGAAGCAGCCUCAACCUUUCCACCUCCUUGGUUUGUAAAGCAGGUAGUCCAGAGUGGGGGACAGCCAGAGAGGCAGGACCCUCCAGUCCUGGCCCCUGUCCAGAAUGUGGCCCCUAGGGAGCCCCAGCUCGCGGCCAACAGCCCAGGGCCAGACUCCCCUGAGUUUGCAGCAUUUGGUCUCUAAUGGAUGGUACCACCAGCGCCAAGGACAGCAAACGCUCUGUGCAGGGCCCAUCGCACAGCAGGACCAAGAACCCAGACUGGAGCUGCUUCUGAAUCUGCUCUUUUUUGGAAACAACAGGCUUUCCUCGGGGCACAGCCUGUCACUCGCCUGGAAAACGGGUAGGCGUGGGCUUCAGGGUGGGGGUCAGGCUGUGUGUGGGAACCAGCGAGCUCCUCCAAGAGCAGCACUUAUUUUUAGUCUUCUCCCCAGUCCCAAAUAAACUGAGAGCAGCUGGGAGCCCUGGGUAAAUGCAGAGUGAAGCAGAGACAGGAAAUCGGGGCUCUCAGUAAUGAGUUCCAGCCACUCCAGAAGGGGGAAGCCAGACAAGGAAUUUUCUUCAGGACUGUUUCCCUCUGGCAGGCUCCGGUAUUAUCACUGAGAACGGUCCCGUGUGUGUGCGCUUGUGUGUUGUGUGUACAACUCCUGUCCAAGUCUUCUUUUUCCCCUACCUUUGUGUUACAUUUGAUUUCUCCUCAGGGCUCUGAAUCCCAGUCCUGGUGCGUGUGUGUGUGCGUGUAUGUGUGUGUGUGUGUUUGUUGGGGUGGUCGGGGAGGACACUGGAGCAGCGGGCUCUUCUCUGAGUCGCUGUGUGUCUGAAACUGUCUAGGGAGAGGCUGAAGGACGCAGGCCAGGGAAGUGGGGAAAUUUGAACACAGCUUGGAGUUCUUGAGUGGGGGAGGGGGCAGAGGCAAGGAAGAGGAGAGAACUUGGUCUCCAGCCAGAAAAAGGGCUUUUUCCACCAAGGCAUCUAACUGCUGACAUGGGUGCCCAGCAUGGAUGGGGACAUUGAUGUUUACAAGCAUUUCUCGUGGCUGAAGAGGUCCCAGGUAAACCACCACAGUGCUGCUAGUAAUGAAACCUACCAGGAACGCUUGGCACGUCUAGAAGGGGAUAAGGAGUCCCUCAUAUUGCAGGUGAGUGUCCUCACAGACCAAGUAGAAGCCCAGGGAGAGAAGAUUCGAGACCUGGAAGUGUGUCUGGAAGGACACCAGGUGAAACUCAAUGCUGCUGAAGAGAUGCUUCAACAGGAGCUGCUAAGCCGCACAUCUCUUGAGACCCAGAAGCUUGAUCUGAUGACUGAAGUGUCUGAGCUGAAGCUCAAGCUGGUUGGCAUGGAGAAGGAGCAGAGAGAGCAGGAGGAGAAGCAGAGAAAAGCAGAGUCGGUUCUGAAUGUGAUCAGUGAGCUGCAGGAGCAGAUGUGUAGGCUGCAGCUGGACAUCCACAGGCAGAUUCAAGAGCGCCUGUUACACAGUAGGGGCCACCCUGAGGAGGUAGCGGCCAGUGAUGGUGUGGCCGAGUCCCAGUCCUGCGGCCAGGACUGUGCCUGUUGGGAGGGGUCACCUGAGUUACUGCAAGAGCUCAGGCACCUCAAAAUCAAAGUGGAAGAAUUGGAAAAUGAACGGAAUCAGUAUGAAUGGAAGCUAAAGGCCACUAAGGCUGAAGUCGCCCAGCUGCAAGAACAGGUGGCCCUGAAAGAUGCAGAAAUUGAGCGUCUGCACAGCCAGCUCUCCCGGACAGCAGCUCUCCACGGUGACCACACAGAGAGAGACCAAGAAAUUCAACGUCUGAAAAUGGGGAUGGAAACUUUGCUGCUUGCCAAUGAAGAUAAGGACCGUCGGAUAGAGGAGCUUACGGGGCUGUUAAACCAGUACCGGAAGGUAAAGGAGAUUGUGGUGGUCACUCAAGGGCCUUCAGAGAGAACUCUCUCAAUCAAUGAAGAAGAACUGGAGGGAGGUUUCAGAAAGUGGAACACUACAAAUAAGGGCCCUGAAGAAUUAUUUAAACAAGAGAUGCCUCCGAGAUGUAGCUCUCCUACAGUGGGGCCACCUCCAUUGCCACAGAAAUCACUGGAAGCCAGGGCUCAGAAAAAGCUCUCUUGUAGUCUAGAAGACUUGAGAAGUGAAUCUAUGGAUAAGUGUAUGGAUGGGAACCAGCCCUUCCCAGUGGUAGAACCCAAGGACAGCCCUUUCUUGGCAGAGCACAAAUAUCCCACUUUACCUGGGAAGCUUUCAGGACCCACGCCCAAUGGAGAGGCUGCCAAAUCUCCUCCCACUGUCUGCCAGCCUGACGCCACGGGGAGCAGCCUGCUGAGGCUGAAUCGUGGCCGGAGUGUCAGUGCCCCCGUAUUAGGUACUGUACCCAUUCCAGGAGACACAGAAAGUGGCUGGGAUGACACUGCUGUGGUCAAUGACCUCUCAUCCACAUCAUCGGGCACUGAAUCAGGUCCUCAGUCUCCUCUGACACCAGAUGGUAAACGGAAUCCCAAAGGCAUUAAGAAGUUCUGGGGAAAAAUCCGAAGAACUCAGUCAGGAAAUUUCAACACUGACACGCUGGGGAUGGCAGAGUUUCGACGAGGUGGGCUCCGGGCGACCGCAGGGCCAAGACUCUCUAGGACCAGGGACUCCAAGGGACAGAAAAGUGACGCCAAUGCCCCCUUUGCCCAGUGGAGCACAGAGCGUGUGUGUGCAUGGCUGGAGGACUUCGGCCUGGCUCAGUAUGUGAUCUUUGCCAGGCAGUGGGUAUCUUCUGGCCACGCUUUAUUGACAGCCACCCCUCAGGACAUGGAAAAGGAGCUAGGAAUUAAGCACCCUCUCCACAGGAAGAAGCUUGUUUUAGCAGUGAAAGCCAUCAACACCAAACAGGAGGAGAAGUCUGCACUGCUAGACCACAUUUGGGUGACACGGUGGCUUGAUGAUAUUGGCUUACCCCAGUACAAAGACCAGUUUCAUGAAUCUAGAGUUGACGGACGAAUGCUGCAAUACCUAACUGUGAAUGAUUUACUCUUCUUAAAAGUCACCAGCCAACUACAUCAUCUCAGCAUCAAAUGUGCCAUUCACGUGCUGCAUGUCAACAAGUUCAACCCCCACUGCCUGCACCGGCGGCCAGCUGAUGAGAGUAACCUUUCUCCUUCAGAAGUUGUACAGUGGUCCAACCACAGAGUGAUGGAGUGGUUGCGAUCUGUGGACCUGGCAGAGUAUGCACCCAAUCUUCGAGGGAGUGGAGUCCAUGGAGGCCUUAUUAUCCUGGAGCCGCGCUUCACUGGGGACACCCUGGCUAUGCUUCUCAAUAUCCCCCCACAAAAGACGCUCCUCAGGCGCCACCUGACCACCAAGUUCAAUGCCCUGAUUGGUCCAGAGGCUGAACAGGAAAAGCGAGAGAAGAUGGCCUCACCAGCCUACACACCACUGACCACCACAGCCAAAGUCCGGCCAAGGAAACUAGGAUUUUCACACUUUGGAAACAUAAGAAAAAAGAAGUUUGAUGAAUCGACGGACUACAUUUGCCCAAUGGAGCCUAGUGACGGUGUCAGUGACAGUCACAGGGUCUACAGUGGCUACCGGGACCUCAGCCCCCUUGAUGCCCCUGAACUGGAUGGGCUGGACCAGAUGGCACCUUCGGAAGGUACCGUGACGCAAAUAGGGCUCCUCUCCCAAGACAUUCACCGCCUUACGACAAUGCUGAGCCAGGACCAGCUGCUGAAUGACUCUCGCCUGCCUGCCCCCGACUCUGAUGACUGGAGAUGACUUUCUUCAUGGCUGAGAGCGUAGGGAGGCAUGUGUGGGGGCCCAGAGCCUUUGCUUCUGUGGGGAGCUGGCACACAGCCCUCUCUGCAAGCCCAGUCCGGGCUGGCAGGGUGUCUCAGACAGGGUGCCAACAGGCACGAAGCAGAGCUGUGGGACAGGUGUCCAGGGGUGGCCCCAGGGUCCGUGCGUGUCUUCAACCAUGCUGCGCUCUUCACCGCAGGCUUCAUACCUUUUGUACUUUUAUACAUGGUCUGCGGACCACUUUUGUGGGAGGGCAGUGAGAUAUCAGCACGCAGACUAGAUGGCUCAUGCUAUUCCUGGUGACAUCCUGGAGGCUCUCACACCCGAGGAGGAGAGCUGUUAGUUAAUAAAACCUGCUGGAAAAAAAGUUCCGAAAAACUGUUUUGAAUGUUCUGUAGAGACUGCGUUUUGUGAAAUGAUCACCGGGAGCUCCCUCCGGCGCUGCUUCACAGGAGCAUGCUUUUCCAUUCACAGGACUGUGGCCGGGCAAGGCAGGUGUUUAGGGUGUGAGCAGGGAAAGCAAUGAGGCCCCUUUCCCACAGCCCUGCCUGACUCUAUCUCCUGUCAUCUGCAAGGGGUAUCUGUGCAACCUCCCAGCUUGGAGCAGAGGCGUCCCCAACACAUGCACGCCCUGCCCUUUGCCUCCGCCCAAGCUGACACACAGCCUCCCAGGCCUUGCCCUUGGAGCAGCUCAGGCAUAAUGUCUGAUUAAAUAGCUCCCCCAAGUGGAAGGCCCUUGGGCACCUCAAGCUCCGUGUUUCCACCGCAACUCACCAACUUCCCAAACGUGUCCGCUUCCUCUCCACUCUUUAGUCUUUCCUCCCUCCAGGCAUCUGCUCAGGCCCUUCCCUCACUGGGGAAUGCAUUUUUCUCCUAGUCCCCUUCAUGAGGCAAAAUCCUGUCUCCCAAGGUGUGGCAAAGAGACCGUCUCUCAGGAAGCCUUCCCGCAUGAUCCAGUUACAGGUCAGCUGUCCCACAGUACCGUGUCUGCCCUUGAGCCACAGCACAGCUCACCUUGAAGUUUCAUACCCGUCCUCACCACAAACUUGGAGCACCUGCUCUGGGCUGGUUCCUGUACAGACAGUCCUCCAAUUGCCAAGGAGAUCCAUGCUCCUAAGUUCCCCAUCCACCCACUCCUUCACAUGUGUGUGUUAAGUACCUUCCAUGCCAGGGCUACAGAUAUAGGCAUGAAUGCCAAGGUCCCUGCCUGAAGGUGCUUACAGUCUAGUGGAGUACAGACCAGUUUCAAACAAGACUUUGCCAAAGGAUACAGAUGCUCCAAUAUUAGUUUCUGCAGCCUAAAAGAGCAUGUUAUCAUUUUUAAUGGGGGUUUGGGGAAGGAGUCUGAAUAGGUUCCAUGGAAGAGGUGACGCUUGAAUUUGGAAAGAUGAAUCAUAUUUUCCCAGGUAUGCCAGAGGGGAAGGGCAUUCCAGGUAGACAGACUUGAAACAGCGCAGCACAACCUAGGAAUUGCCAAAAGUUGGUAGGCUAAAGCAGGGUUUCCUGGCCUCUGUGCUGCUGUCCCUUUGGGCUGCGUAAUACUCUGUGAUGGAGGCUCUCCUGUCGGUUUUAAGACGUUUAGCAGCAUCCUUGGUCUCUACCCUCUAGAUGCCAAUAAAGGGUAGAUGCACCCCUUCUCUAGUUGACAACCAACAUGUCUUUGGACUUUGUUAUCUGUUCCCUGAGCAGCAAAAUCACCCUUAGUUGAAGAACCACUAGGCGAGAGAAUGGGGUCAGAGUUGGGGGCCCAGGGAAAGGAAAAUCUGACAAAGUCAGCAGGAGCCAAAUCAAGAAAGGCCUUGGGAGCCAGACCCUGGAGUGCGUCCUGGAGAGAAGGGGUGGCCAGAAUGGGGUCUCCCUUGAAAACAGUGAAGGAUCCCCAAGGAGACACUGAACAGGUG
Messenger RNA from Cercocebus atys (sooty mangabey), 8154 nucleotides. It is a transcript of the gene PPFIBP2, whose product is annotated as PTPRF interacting protein, binding protein 2 (liprin beta 2). The transcript has 26 exons. NCBI's taxonomy places the organism in Eukaryota, Metazoa, Chordata, Mammalia, Primates, Cercopithecidae. Gene Ontology annotation, biological process: neuromuscular junction development. Bases 3482 to 6232 code for a protein of 916 amino acids. Gene Ontology annotation, cellular component: presynaptic active zone. Gene Ontology annotation, molecular function: protein binding. The record is from RefSeq and is a predicted model, not a curated record.